Messenger RNA from Aptenodytes forsteri (emperor penguin), 374 nucleotides. RefSeq names its product SPT5 homolog, DSIF elongation factor subunit (gene SUPT5H). The transcript has 3 exons. Gene Ontology annotation, cellular component: DSIF complex. Lineage: Eukaryota; Metazoa; Chordata; Aves; Sphenisciformes; Spheniscidae. The record is from RefSeq and is a predicted model, not a curated record. Gene Ontology annotation, molecular function: mRNA binding. Gene Ontology annotation, biological process: regulation of DNA-templated transcription elongation; transcription elongation by RNA polymerase II; regulation of transcription by RNA polymerase II. The annotation marks the transcript as partial.
AUAACGGAGGGCGUGAAGCCCACCCUCUCGGAGCUGGAGAAGUUCGAGGACCAGCCCGAAGGCAUCGACCUGGAGGUGGUGACGGAGAGCACGGGGAAGGAACGAGAGCACAACUUCCAGCCCGGCGACAACGUGGAGGUGUGCGAGGGCGAGCUGAUCAACCUGCAGGGCAAAAUCCUCAGCGUCGACGGCAACAAGAUCACCAUCAUGCCCAAACACGAGGACUUGAAGGUCAGGGCUUCCCCGGGGAGCUGCGGAAGUAUUUCAAGAUGGGUGACCACGUCAAGGUGAUUCGCGGGGCGUUCGAGGGCGACACGGGGCUGAUCGUGAGGGUGGAGGAAAACUUCGUCAUCCUCUUCUCUGACCUCACCAUG